AGGAAAGAGAGAGAGAGAGAGGAUGAGUCCUCUCGUCACGUGUCAGAACACGUGAGAGAUGCCUCAAGGCCAAGGGUCCAGGUCCUCCCAAGGCAGGGGUCUCUGGCGACCCCUUGCAGCCUUGGCCUUCCCCGGCAUCUAUCUCAUGACCAAGGUGUCUCAAUUGAAACGACGCCAUGCCGAAGACACGAGAAGAAGGGUCACGGAAAGGGAUCUCGCAAAUCUCAAUCACAAAAUCAGUUCCUCGUCUCACCGGGCAAGGUCCCGAAAGGUACUCGGAAGGUCGCCGAAGGGAAGAGAGGGAGGCGAAGAUGAAAGGAUCAAGAGAAGUGGGAAAGGGUCCAUGCGAGGAAAAGAAAAGAAUCCCGACAGUCACGAUUUGAGUUUAUCUUCUAAUCCCAUCCCUCGGCUUGUGGGCUUUAUCUUCCAGAUCGCUAACAAGGAAUUCACGGCUUAG
This is a messenger RNA of Darwinula stevensoni, 457 nucleotides long. The record is from the annotation of a GenBank genome assembly. Lineage: Eukaryota; Metazoa; Arthropoda; Ostracoda; Podocopida; Darwinulidae.